AUGUGUGCCGUGAUGAUGCAGUCGGUGGAUGUGGUGUGGUCCGAGAGAGAAGCUGGUGGAAUGUUCUCCGUGGCUGUGGAGCAGGGACGGUCCGCGGGCAUGUUGCGGUUGUUGGUGGUGUGUUCCGCACACCCGGGCGCUGACUGGAGCACUGGAGGUCGAUGUGGUGGUCGAUGUGCUCGCUCGGAUUGUAGCAGCAGCGGGGUCGGCGUGUGCGGCGUGUGCGGCCUGGGCCAGGUAGACGCGCCUCUCUCUGGCUCCAAUGACCCCGACCAGGUAAUCGCUUCAUCCUUCCCAGAUACCGGUGACACCGCGGCACUCGCAGGAAGAGCAGAAGGAUGGAGGUGA
This is a messenger RNA of Knipowitschia caucasica, 348 nucleotides long. The record is from the annotation of a GenBank genome assembly. NCBI's taxonomy places the organism in Eukaryota, Metazoa, Chordata, Actinopteri, Gobiiformes, Gobiidae.